Seminavis robusta is the source of this 2151-nucleotide messenger RNA. Lineage: Eukaryota; Bacillariophyta; Bacillariophyceae; Naviculales; Naviculaceae. The record is from the annotation of a GenBank genome assembly.
GUAAAUGUUGAGGAGGACGACCUUGACAACACACAUCCCUUAUCCAGAACCUCGCACACCAUGCCACCGCCUACAGUUCUCUAUGGAGUUAUCGCUUUGCUACUAACAUACCUCACGAGUGCUUUGGCGUUAUCGUCCACCUCCCGUCUGCCCACUCCAGCCAGAAUCAAACUCACGGAAAACUACAAAGAAGCAUCGGCUCUUUCGGAGAAAUUUCGACAAAAUCCAGCGACAGAGGAGCAGCAAAAAACUGUUGCCAUUAUCGGCGGUGGCCUCUCGGGUCUCGCAUGUGCCAAGUACUUGAGCGAUGCCGGUCACAAGCCCAUUGUCUAUGAAGCACGAAAUGUGCUGGGUGGAAAAGUCUCGGCCUGGCAAGAUGAAGAUGGGGAUUGGAUCGAGACGGGAUUGCACAUCUUCUUUGGAGCCUAUCCCAACAUGAUGAAUCUGUUUGAAGAACUGGAUAUUGAAGAUCGAUUACAAUGGAAACCUCAUCGAAUGACAUUUGCCAUGGCCGACAAGCCAGGUCAAUUCACAUCCUUUGAAUUUCCACCCGGAGUCCCUGCACCCUUGAAUAUGGCAGCCGCCAUCUUGACCAAUACGGAAAUGCUCACUUUGACGGAAAAAAUUCGCAUGGUUCCUGGAUUGCUACCCAUGCUGUUGGAGGGGCAAUCUUUUAUAGAUGCUCAAGACGAACUGUCAGUCUUGCAAUUCAUGCAAAAGUACGGAAUGCCAGAACGAAUCAACCAAGAGAUUUUCAUUGCCAUGGGCAAGGCAUUGGACUUUAUUGACCCGGAUCGACUAAGCAUGUCGGUCAUUUUGACCGCAAUGAAUAGGUUCAUCAACGAAGCAGAUGGAUCUCAGACAGCAUUCUUGGAUGGGAAUCAGCCAGAUCGACUCUGUCAACCAAUUGUAGAUCACAUUGAGAAGACAGGUGGACAAGUUCAAAUGGGGAAACCCAUUGCGUCGAUUGAUUUGAAUGCGGACAAUUCAGUCAAGGGUUUGCUGUGUGCCGACGGGAGCACCAUUACAGCGGACAUGUAUGUCUCAGCGAUGCCCGUGGAUGUCGUGAAACGAUUGAUUCCCUCAAGUUGGUCCACAAUGCCGUACUUUCGACAAUUGGACGAACUUGAAGGGAUCCCCGUCGUCAACAUUCAGCUUUGGUUUGAUCGCAAGCUAAAAGCCUUGGAUGGACUUUGCUUUUCCAGGAGUCCCCUGCUAAGUGUUUACGCCGACAUGUCAGUCUGCUGCGAAGAAUAUGCCUCCGACAAGGCAUCCAUGCUGGAGUUGGUCUUUGCUCCAUGCUCUCCCGUAGCAGGGUCCGAAAAGAAUUGGAUUGCUGCAAGUGACGAAGAAAUCAUUGAUGCAACCGUCAAAGAGCUAGCGAGACUGUUCCCCACCGAGAUUGGUCCCGGUGCCAUGGAUGGCGGCGCCAAAGUCACGAAGAGCACAGUUGUACGUGUCCCUCGAAGCGUCUAUGCGGCUACUCCAGGGCGUGGAAAGUUCCGACCCAGUCAGGAAUCACCAAUCGACAACUUUGUAAUGGCGGGUGAUUUUGCCAUUCAAAAGUACCUGGGUUCCAUGGAGGGAGCCGUGCUGAGCGGUAAGCUGGCUGCUGAAGUGGUGUGCGACAAGGCAGCCAACAAAGCAACCAAAGGAGUCCGUCAAGUCACAGAAAGCAUAGCCAACAAUGAAUGGCAAGAACGCAUACCAGCAGGAGUGAGAGGCAACUAUCCGAUUGCCUUUGGAGGAGGUCAGCAAGGUUCUGGUGCAACGGUUUCUCAUCCAUAAGGAGUCCAGCAUCACAGGCAUGCCUCCUCAGCAAUUCCAUACAAUGGUGCCUCAAGGCAACCGUCGCGAAUGUCAAGGCAACCGCCAGUUGCAAACCAGCCGGAGUGCGCCUGGAUCGUCCAAGUCCCAGGCGGCAAUGAGUGAAGAUCGGUUGAUGGCACAAUCCGCUUUGAGAAAGACCAGCACGCUCGACAGAGCUGAUAGCAAAGCAACGAACGCUGCGUCGAAUCACGUAGCCUUCAAUACUGAAACUAGGAACUUCUUUGAGUGGCUCUUGCCUCUAACUAACUAGAGAUCGGUAAGAGUGCAAGCUUCAGAGCACUGCUAUAGAUAGCUGCACAUUGAAAUCGGCUAUAGCUAGGU